Molecule: messenger RNA, 2310 nt
Organism: Perca fluviatilis (European perch)
Lineage: Eukaryota; Metazoa; Chordata; Actinopteri; Perciformes; Percidae
Product: extracellular calcium-sensing receptor
Exons: 11
Coding region: 1-2310 (769 amino acids)
Biological process (GO): G protein-coupled receptor signaling pathway
Cellular component (GO): membrane
Molecular function (GO): G protein-coupled receptor activity
Source: RefSeq, a predicted model, not a curated record
AUGGUGUUUGCACUGGAGGAAAUCAAUCACAGUACAACCUUGCUGCCAGGUGUGAAGCUGGGCUACUAUAUUUUUGAUAGCAGUGGCCGACCGCCAUGGGGUCUCCAGGCAGCACUGUCACUGGUUGGAGGAGAAAGCGCGAGCUGUGAUCACCCUGUUCCCUUGAUCAUCGGUGGUGCUUCAUCCCAAGAAGCCAAGAUACUCUCCAGAAUCUUGGGCCCACUCUCUGUACCUGUAAUUAGCUACCUGGCAAGCUGUCCCUGUCUAAGUAACAGGCUUCAAUUUCCUAACUUCUUCAGGACCAUACCCAGUGAUAUUUACCAAGCUCGGGCCAUUGCUCAGCUUGCCAUACGCUUUAAUUGGACCUGGAUUGGGGCAGUGGUGGAAAACACCGAUUAUGGCCAUGUUGCAUUAAAGGUAUUUCAGGAGGAGACUCAGGGGGCAGGAGUGUGUCUGGCAUUUGUAGAGAUUCUCCAAGGGGAAAACAUUGUGAGUGAUGCCAGACGAGCAGCCGUCACAAUUCAGACCUCGACCGCAAAAGUGAUUCUGAUCUUUUCCUGGUACACAGAUGUGACGGAACUGUUCCUGCAACUCUCCAAGAUAAAUGUGACUGACAGACAGUUUCUGGCCAGUGAGGCUUGGAGCACCAGUGGUGAUCUUCUCCAAAAUGUUGUCACAAGUAAAGUGGCAAAAGGUGUUCUUGGUGUUGCCAUUAGAAGUUCAGCUGUUUCUGGAUUUGAAAAUUAUAUCAGAGGUUUGCACCCAAUUUAUCAACCUGAUGAUGAGUUCUUAAGAGAAUUGUGGGAAGCUGAAUUUGGAUGCAGUCCUCAACUUUCAACUCCUGCGAAAACUCUUCAGAGAGCUUCACUAUCACCCUGCAGAGGCACAGAGUCCCUAGAGGGAGUACAGAAUCAGUUCACCGACGUCUCUCAGCUAAGAGUGACAUAUAAUGUCUACCUUGCUGUUUAUGCCGCAGCCCACGCCCUUCACAGCCUUCUGUCCUGCCCCGACACAGACAGCUCACACGGAAACAACAGACCCACCUGCUCUUCUCCAAAACAUAUCAAAUCCAUAGAGCUGUUGCAGCACUUGAACAAUGUGAACUUCACAACGCCACAGGGUGAAAAGUUUUAUUUCCAAGAGGGCGACAUUCCAGCAAAGUAUGACCUUGUCAACUGGCAGAACACCCCUGAGGGGUCACUCAGACUUGUUUUGAUUGGUCGUGUGGACGGGUUUGACCUCCACCUCAACCAGUCAGCUGUUAUGUGGAGCACCGGAUCCAAUCAGGUGCCUACUUCAGUGUGCAGUGAGAGCUGCCCCCCAGGCACACGAAAGGCCAGCAGGAAAGGUGAACCUCUCUGCUGCUAUGACUGUAUUCCAUGUGCAGAUGGGGAGAUUAGCAAUCAAACUGGUUCCCUUCACUGUGAGCGUUGUCCAUUAGAGUUUUGGUCCAAUGCUAAACGAACUGCCUGCAUCCCUCGCCAGCUGGACUUCCUUUCCUUUAAUGAAACUUUGGGCAUUACUCUGUCUACAGCAGCUGUGUCUGGUACUGUGGUGACAACAGCUGUAUUUGUGGUGUUUCUCUGCUACCGUCAAACACCUAUGGUUCGAGCCAACAAUUCAGAACUGAGCUUCCUGCUUCUCCUGUCGCUGAAGCUCUGCUUUCUGUGCUCACUGGUGUUCAUUGGUCGUCCAUCAGUCUGGGCUUGUUGGUUCCAGCAGGCAGCUUUUGGGAUCAGCUUUGUACUUUGUGUUUCCUGCCUCCAAGUCAAAACCAUAGUAGUUCUGGCAGCUUUCCGCUCAGCUCGGCCUGGUGCUGAAGGCUUGAUUAAGUGGUUUGGUCCAGGCCAACAGAGAGGAAGUGUUUUCAUUCUUACUUGUAUCCAGAUUAUCAUCUGUGUCACAUGGCUGUCCCUCAGCCCCCCCGUGCCUCAACGUGAUCUGGGUUUUCAGGGGUCAAAGGUCACCCUGGGGUGCGCCAUGUCCUCUGUGGUGGGCUUCUCUCUGGUUCUAGGUUACAUUGGUUUGUUGGCCUGCACCUGCCUUCUCUUGGCCUUUCUUGCUCGGAAACUCCCUGACAACUUCAAUGAGGCCAAACUGAUCACCUUCAGCAUGCUGAUAUUCUGUGCUGUCUGGGUGGCCUUUGUCCCUGCUUAUGUUAGCUCUCCUGGGAAAUAUGCUGUUGCUGUGGAGGUUUUUGCAAUCCUGGCCUCUAGCUAUGGUUUACUGCUCUGCAUUUUUGCCCCGAAAUGUUUCAUCAUUCUCUUGAGGCCUGAGAAAAACAGCAAGAAACACCUGAUGGCCAGAUAA